Molecule: messenger RNA, 3989 nt
Organism: Sander lucioperca (pikeperch)
Lineage: Eukaryota; Metazoa; Chordata; Actinopteri; Perciformes; Percidae
Gene: arhgap42a
Product: Rho GTPase activating protein 42a
Exons: 24
Coding region: 431-3412 (993 amino acids)
Biological process (GO): signal transduction
Cellular component (GO): cytoplasm
Molecular function (GO): GTPase activator activity; protein binding
Source: RefSeq, a predicted model, not a curated record
UCAGUUAGAGCCGUAUGUAGACGGAGUUAGCAACACAGUCUUUGCCGACCGCUUCCAUACGUCCAAAAGUAAGCUCUACUGCUUUGAUUCCGCAACUGGUGGUCUUUUCUGUAUCGACUCAAAGACCAUAAAGAAGUCAAAGCGACGUUGUAUCUGAACAUAUUGAUUUUAAAAGGCGAGAGAAGCAGCAGUAGAGCUCGUCGUGUAGCUCAGCCAAACUCUCUCUGUCAGGGACUCUGGUGUGUUUCAGUGUCCGGAAGUUCUGAGGGGAAAAAAGUAAGAAAGGCAUGAAAAAAAGGAGCUGGAAGAAACUUCUGACCAAUUUUCUCCGAGCCCAUUGAAACACUGUUUUCUCUGUUAAAUCGCACCGAGGAGACGUGUCUUACUUUAGCUAGUUAUCUAACAAUUAGCUGUGUGCAUUAAUUUAUCGAUGGGUCUGCCGACGCUGGAGUUUAGUGAUUCUUUUCUGGACAGUCCGGAGUUCAGAGAGCGACUGCACUGCCAUGAGAUAGAGCUGGAGCGCACCAACAGGUUUAUAAAAGACCUCAUCAAAGAUGGAAACAUGCUCGUAUCUGCCCUCAGAAGUCUUUCUCUUGCUGUUCAAAGGUUCUCUCAGUCUCUGCAGGAGUUUCAGUUUGAAUGUAUUGGAGACGCUGAGACUGAUGAUGAGAUCAGUAUAGCUCAGUCCUUAAAGGAGUUCUCUCAGCUCUUGAGCACAGUUGAAGAGGAGAGAAAACGACUGAUCCAGAACGCAGAUGACGUGUUGAUCUCACCGCUCGAGAGGUUUCGUAAGGAGCAGAUUGGAGCUGUUAAGGAGGAAAAAAAGCAGUUUGACAAGGAGACAGAAAAGUACUACUCUGUUCUGGAGAAACACCUCAGCCUGUCCUCCAAAAAGAAGGAAUCACAGCUACACGAGGCUGAUUCACAGAUGAGUAAGGACAGGCAGGUUUUUUAUGAUGCAUCGCUGCAGUAUGUCUUUAAGAUCCAAGAAGUGCAAGAGAGAAAGAAGUUUGAAUUUGUUGAGCCGUUAUUAGCCUUCCUGCAGGGUUUGUUUACAUUCUACCAUGAGGGCUACGAGCUGGCCAGUGAGUUUGAACCCUACAAGCAGCAGCUUCAAUUCAACCUGCAGAAUGCUCGCAAUAACUUUGAAAGUACACGUGCCGAGGUUGAGAGGCUGAUGAAGAGGAUCCGGUCUGCGGAAGAAGACUUCAAAGCUCCGAGCUGCUUUACCAUGGAGGGAUAUCUGUAUAUACAGGAGAAACGUCCAUUGGGCAGUGUGUGGACCAGAUACUACUGUACUUAUGAAAAAGGCUCCCAGAUGUUUACCAUGAGCAACACAGAGGCCAGACCAGCCAGCAGACAGAACGGCGUGGUGAAUGGAACACCUGAGAUGUUCAAGCUGCGCUCGUGUGUCAGAAGGAAGACGGAUUCAAUCGACAAGCGCUUCUGCUUUGACAUCGAGGUGGUGGAGAGACAUGGCGUCAUCACCCUGCAAGCGCUCUCUGAGGCCAACCGGCGGCUAUGGAUGGAGGCAAUGGAUGGAAAAGAACCUAUAUACACUCUGCCUUCUUUGCUCAGUAAAAAGGAGGAGACAUUUCUCAAUGAGGCAGGCUUCAACUUUGUUAAGAAGUGUAUUGAGCUGGUUGAAACAAGAGGUCUUAGCACCCUGGGACUGUACAGGACUGGAGGAGUCAACUCCAAAGUGCAGCGGUUGAUGACGAGUGUGUUUGCAUCCACAGCUCCCUUUGACAUGCAGCUGGAUGCAGACACCUGGGACAACAAGACUAUAACCAGCGGCCUAAAGAAUUAUUUCAGGUGCCUGGCAGAACCAGUACUGACCUACAGACUGCAUAAAGAAUUCAUCAAGGCUGCAAAGUAUGAUGACCAGAAGUAUAGAGUGAGAGCGAUUCAUGCUCUUGUAUACAAACUACCGGAAAAAAACAGAGCCAUGUUGGACGUCUUGACCAACCACCUUCUCAAGGUGUCCUCUCACAGUGACCAGAACAUGAUGACUGUGUCCAACCUCGGAAUGAUCUUCGGCCCCACGUUAUUGAGGUCGCAGGAGGAGACGGUGGCUGCCAUGAUGAACAUCAAGUUUCAGAACAUCGUGGUGGAGAUUCUCAUUGAAAACCACCACAAGAUUUUUGGUGAGGCCCCAGACCUGUCGCUGCCGUUACCUCAAGCUCCGUCCUCUCGGUCGACUCCUCGGAGGAACAAGGCCAUCUGUCUGUCGUCUGGAAAGAGGAAGGCCCGCCUUUACCCUCCUGCUCUCUGCCUGGCAGACAACGACAGUGACACCUUCAGUAGCAGCCCCAGCACGACUCCGAUGGGCAGCCAGGAGUCUCUGUCCUCACACUCCUCUGAGAAGAACGGAUUGUCUCAGACCUCUCCUCCGUCCUCUCCUGCUGCUGAGCCCAGCCCAUCUUCCACAGCACUGGCAUCUGCUCCUGCGGCUUCCUCCUGCUCCCCGUCCCACAAUUCCUCAAGCAGGAACGAUCGGAAACACCCGACAGACAGCACUGCCUCCCCUCACCUUACGCCUUCCUCUUCCUGGACUUCCUCCCAGCUCACUCCGGCCCAGCAGACUUCCUCUGUGUCCUCCUCUAUGUCCUCUUUACUCUCCACAGAGAGGAGUCUGUCUGUCAAAGGAAACUCGACUGCCUCCUUAUCGUCUGUAAAAGAGUCAAGAUCUCCUUCCAUCGCCUCCAGGUCCACCGCCUCAAUCCAGCACUCUUCAGUGGAGCGCGCCUCCUCCCUCAGGCAGGGUCGACCUGUUCAGAGAUUGUCGUCUGUCUCCUCUCUGAAGAGCACUUACUCAGUUGAUCAAAGACAUGCAUCCAGCACCUCCUCCACUGUCACAGAAACCAGAGUGACGGACUCUACCUCUCCUUCUCAGCAGCAAAAAAAACCUUACAGGACUGCUUCAUCCUCCUCUUCCUCCUCCUCUUCAUUAUUCCCCUACCAGCUUUCCACAUCUUCCUCUCUCACUUCCCUACACAUCUCUGAGGAUUACAAAAGCUGUCAUGGAUCGGUACAGAGUCUCAUGUCACUGGACCCACAAGAGCCAAAACACAAACGUAAACCUUCACACAUCCGCUGUGGCUCCGAUCUGACCGUGAAACACUCUGUAGCCGCCACAUCCAGCAACGGUUACCAGAGGCCUGGAUCAUUAUUGUCAACUAGACUACCGCAGCGUGAGAGUUCAGUAUUCUCCUCAGCAUUAGACAUAUGUUCCUCAGGAAGGGAUGCAAAAGCUCUUUACUCCUGUGAGGCAGAGCACAGCCAUGAGCUCAGUUUUCCACAGGGGGCACUGUUCUCAAAUGUGUACCCGUCUGUGGAACCAGGUUGGCUUCAGGCGACGUACAACGGCAGAACAGGCCUCAUACCUGACAACUACAUCACAUACAUGUGACAGACCCGAUAAUGUCAUCCCCACAUCACCCAAUAACACAAAGAUCUAACUUAUACUUUAGGUAUAAGUUAGAUCUUCUAGUAUAGGUAAUACUCUGUGCUGCUAAGCAAAGAUAUAAUAUAUUCAUCAUGUAACUGUGACUGUUAUCAUUGAACUACUGGGGCUUGAUAUGACUGAUGCACGUACUGUAUGUACAGUAUAUCUGACUACUAUAUGUGAACCAUGUUAGUUGUUAUUAACCAGUUUAUAAUAUAGUAGAUGUUAAAAUCUGUUAUGUAUUGUCUGAUUUUUCCUCCAUUCAUACAUGACGGCGUCACUUAAUCGGCGUUAUCAGCUCGUCUUUUAUGUUAGGUUCAACGCUAAACAUAUGAAAUGUGUCUGUAAGUUACAUGGAAACAGUAUUUUUCAAUCAAUUUUCAUAAUUUAUGUGUAAAUUAUCAUAUUAAUGUUAUAAGAUUAAAUGUUCACACCUCUGUGCCUGCAACACAAUGAACUAGUGGAUUAAGACUGAAGCCUGCAAUAACACCUUCCUUCAUACUGUCUAAAUAAAAGACAAAUACUUGUAUUUGUAGAUUCA